UCAGAAUUUCGCCCCAAUAUUUUUCUUAUAUUUUCCCAAAAUAUUUUCUUCUCCCUCCAUUUCCUUUCUCUCCCUCUGUUUCCCAUCAAAAGGGGAAGGAAAUAACCAGUGUGGGUCAUGGAUGGCGGUGCUUCUUACAACCCACGCACAGUGGAAGAAGUCUUUCGAGAUUUUAAGGGUCGUCGUGCUGGCAUGAUUAAAGCUCUCACCACUGAUGUGGAAGAGUUUUACCACCAGUGCGAUCCAGAAAAAGAGAAUCUUUGCCUUUAUGGAUUUCCCAGUGAGCAGUGGGAAGUGAAUUUACCUGCUGAAGAGGUGCCUCCCGAGCUUCCAGAGCCUGCACUGGGUAUUAACUUUGCCAGAGAUGGAAUGCAAGAAAAGGACUGGUUAUCGUUGGUUGCUGUACACAGUGACGCGUGGUUACUUUCUGUGGCUUUCUAUUUUGGUGCUAGAUUUGGGUUUGAUAAAGCUGAUAGGAAACGCCUUUUCAAUAUGAUCAAUGAUCUUCCAACAAUAUUUGAAGUUGUGACGGGAGCUGCUAAGAAACAGACAAAGGAGAAAUCGUCAGUUUCAAAUCAUAGCAGCAACAAAUCUAAAUCAAACUCUAAGCAAGGCUCUGAAUCGCAGCCCAAAUACUCCAAGGCGGUCCCAUCGAAGGGCGAGGAUGAUGAUGGUAUGGAUGAGGAAGAUGACAAGGAACAUGGAGAGACAUUAUGCGGGGCUUGCGGAGAGAAUUACGCCGGUUAUGAAUUCUGGAUCUGCUGUGAAAUCUGUGAGAAAUGGUUCCAUGGAAAGUGUGUUAAGAUUACACCAGCAAAGGCAGAGCAUAUUAAGCAGUACAAAUGCCCAUCGUGCAGCAGCAACAAGAGAGCACGGCCUUGGUGAUGGCUGCUCAGCCGCACUUCCUGUGAAUUCCGGCAUCACUGACCGCUAACCCUCUACUAGGUGAUGUACUCAAGUAUGUUCUUAGUCAAUGUAUCCUUUUAGCCAAGGUAAUCUACCAUGGCUUGUACGUGUAGGAUUAUUAAAAAAAAUGUUUUUAUAAGCAGGUUGAGAAUCAUUUUCUUCCUGCCAUUGGAAGGGAAACUUGGUGUAUGUUUGAAUCUUGUCUUUAAAUUCAAGAAUCUGUA
Hibiscus syriacus is the source of this 1130-nucleotide messenger RNA. Its product is annotated as PHD finger protein ALFIN-LIKE 4-like. Gene Ontology annotation, biological process: regulation of DNA-templated transcription. The coding region runs from base 118 to 885 and encodes 255 amino acids. The transcript is spliced from 5 exons. Gene Ontology annotation, molecular function: transcription cis-regulatory region binding; histone binding; transcription coregulator activity. The record is from RefSeq and is a predicted model, not a curated record. Lineage: Eukaryota; Viridiplantae; Streptophyta; Magnoliopsida; Malvales; Malvaceae. Gene Ontology annotation, cellular component: nucleus.